UGUUAUGAUUGUUCACAUGACACAGCACCUUGUGACAUCACCCGCACAUCACAUCACACACCACGCCAUCAACACUCAGCACACACACAACACAGCGUAACAAACCACUCAGCACACACACAACCCAGCAUAACAAACCACUCAGCAUGCAACACAACAACCACACAAUCACCAACGUUCAUCUCAUUUAUUCAGCAAACAAGUUUACAAAAGGGAUAGCCCACAACGGGAUCGUCCUUCUUUUCGUUUUCGCCAGCGCCCUUAGUGGUUCGACCGAUAAACCCGAUCAACGUGAGAAAUAGCCGUCCGCGACCGUGGUUUCGUGUGUGUGUGCAACGUCAAAGUGAAUUUUUUAACCUUUUUCUUAACUGAAUUAAACAAAAUUAUUAUUGUGGGAAAUAGAAUUUAAAAUUAAAAUUAAAAUUAUAACGAUAUUGGAAUCAGUGCGUUUUCUUUCCCCCUUUCACAGUGCGUUCAGUGUCCUCUACAUUUACGUAAGUAUCUAGUAUAUCUGGUGCAUAUACGUGAACAAAUGGUCCUUCGAGCCUUUCGGAAAGGCACCUAAGGUAGAAAAAAAAAAAAAAAUACAAACCUCUAAAACAAUAAAGUGACCAAAUAAAGUGUAAAAGUCCAAUCGAAAUUGGACAAGUGAUAUAGUUGCAAUAAGCAACCAACAAAAUAAAAGUGAAAUGAAAGUGUAAAACGACACAAAAAAAAAAAAAAAAGAAGUAAUAGAACAAAUAAAAGUGGGAAAAAGUGCAUAUGUUUAUACAAACAAAAAUAUAUAUAUAUAUCUACAUAUAUUACAAGAAAUUGCAUACGUGACCAAAUUUAACUAAUUACAACAAACGGCAAGAAACAAACAAAAACAAAACUAACUAUAAAGCACAAACUCGGGCGCGGGCGCGGUACAAAAAAAAAAAAAAACAACUUAACAAACACAAAACUAAUACAAAAACAAAAUAAUACAUAAGGAGAACACAGGAGUCUGCAAACAACGAGGGAGGAAAACACCAUUUAACAAGGACAGCGCUGGACAAAAAACAAGAAAAGAGCAUAAGCAACAAUAACUAUAUGUAUAUACAAGCCCAAAAACCCUUGGCGGAAGAAAAGUGAAAAUGGAUGUAGACGAGAGCCAGAACACCAUCAAGACAGUGAGGUCCGAGAUCGUGACACCCGUCCCAGCGCCGAGGACGCAAAGGGUUAUGGGACCAUCAUCCGCCGCAGCAGCGAGGGAUAGAGGUGAAGAACAGCCGAUUGAGGAUCAGGGGCCUCCACGCUGCAGUCUGUGCCAUCGCCCACACGCUCUUAAGAGAUGCCCCAUUUUCCAGAGCAUGAAGCCAGCACAACGCCGCCAGAUCGCAAGAGCUCAUGGGCAUUGUAUGACCUGCUUGGCAGACGACCAUGCCACCAACGACUGCUGGGCCGACAGUAUGUGCCAAUACUGCCACCGACCACAUCAUACGAUGUUCCACAGGUUUCCCAAACGAGCCGAUACAGAAAAUACAACUCGUAUUCGUCGCAGACCACAACGCGAUCUGGCCCAACGCAGAGGAGAGAAUCACAACGAAUACGUACAAACCACACGUUCGCGACCACGUUUGCGUCCACAGUUGCGAAUCCCUCCGCCACGUCGAACUCAUCAGUAUAAGCAACGACGCUCAACGGGAUUGAGGGCAGUAGUUAACACGUUACAACAGCUUCAGCGGCUUCUAGGCGAUUAAUCCGCCUAGGGGGGCCGGGAUGUUCACAUGACACAGCACCUUGUGACAUCACCCGCACAUCACAUCACACACCACGCCAUCAACACUCAGCACACACACAACACAGCGUAACAAACCACUCAGCACACACACAACCCAGCAUAACAAACCACUCAGCAUGCAACACAACAACCACACAAUCACCAACGUUCAUCUCAUUUAUUCAGCAAACAAGUUUACAAAAGGGAUAGCCCACAACGGGAUCGUCCUUCUUUUCGUUUUCGCCAGCGCCCUUAGUGGUUCGACCGAUAAACCCGAUCAACGUGAGAAAUAGCCGUCCGCGACCGUGGUUUCGUGUGUGUGUGCAACGUCAAAGUGAAUUUUUUAACCUUUUUCUUAACUGAAUUAAACAAAAUUAUUAUUGUGGGAAAUAGAAUUUAAAAUUAAAAUUAAAAUUAUAACGAUAUUGGAA
This is a messenger RNA of Zeugodacus cucurbitae (melon fly), 2175 nucleotides long. RefSeq lists its product as uncharacterized. The record is from RefSeq and is a predicted model, not a curated record. Lineage: Eukaryota; Metazoa; Arthropoda; Insecta; Diptera; Tephritidae. The transcript is spliced from 2 exons. The coding region runs from base 1119 to 1724 and encodes 201 amino acids.